AGAUGAUAAUUUGACAAAUAAUUUCAAAACAUUUUGUCUUUUGCAAAAUAGUUUCCAGCUAUUCUAAUGGUGGGAUAGUGGAAUGAAUGUAGAACCAACUUUUCAAAAAGCACAUCAAAUACUAUAAAAGUAUAAAUUAGUGAACCACCCACCAGAACCAGCAGACAUUAAAAAGAAAAAUAUAGAGAGAACUUUAGAGGUUAGAGAGAUGAAGACGCAACAUUUAUGGUGGGAUGUUCUUAAUCUAUUCUUGGUACAAAACAAAGCUGUUGUUCCAUUCUUGAGUUUUAUAGCGGUUGUGGUUAUUGUCCUCUACUUGUACCGACCUUCCUGGUCCGUACUCAAUGUCCCCGGUCCAACCGCUAUGCCUCUUGUUGGCCACUUGCCCAUGCUGGCUAAGUACGGCCCUGACGUCUUCUCCGUUCUUGCCAAGCACUAUGGCCCUAUCUUCAGAUUUCAGAUGGGGAGGCAACCAUUGAUAGUAGUUGCAGAAGCAGAGCUUUGCAGAGAAGUAGGGAUAAAAAAGUUCAAAGAUAUUCCGAACAGAAGUAUUCCUUCUCCAAUCUCAGCCUCUCCUCUUCACCAGAAAGGUCUCUUCUUCACCAGGGACAAGAGAUGGUCUAAGAUGAGAAACACCAUCUUAUCUCUCUACCAGCCUUCACAUUUGACAAGUCUUAUCCCAACAAUGCAAAAUUUCAUCACUCGUGCUACUCAUAACCUUGACUCUGAACCAGAAGAUGUCGUAAUCUCCAAUCUCUUCCUCAAGCUAACCACAGACAUCAUCGGACAAGCUGCUUUUGGAGUGGAUUUCGGCCUCUCGGGUAAAAAAACAAUUAAAGAAGAUUCAGCAGAUAGCAGCAACAAUGUAGAGGUUACUGAUUUCAUAAACCAGCAUGUGUACUCCACAACACAGCUCAAGAUGGAUUUGUCUGGCUCAGUCUCCAUCAUCUUAGGCCUACUGAUUCCUAUCUUACAAGAGCCGUUCAGGCAGAUUUUGAAGAGAAUACCUGGAACUAUGGACUGGAGAGUGGAGAAGGCUAACACGAGACUUAGUGGACAACUCAAUGAGAUUGUGUCAAAGCGAGCCAAGGAGAGAGAUACUGACUCGAAAGAUUUCUUGUCAUUGAUUUUGAAGGCUAGAGAGUUGGACUCUUUUGCCAAGAGCAUCUUUACCCCUGAUUAUAUUAGCGCUGUGACUUAUGAGCAUCUUCUUGCUGGCUCUGCUACCACCGCUUUCACCUUAUCCUCUGUUCUCUACUUAGUAUCUGGUCAUCUUGAAGUUGAGAAACAUCUGCUUCAAGAGAUUGACGAGUUUGGAGGACGUGAUCUGAUCCCAACUUCCCAUGAUUUAAAAUACAAGUUUCCAUACCUUGAUCAGGUCAUCAAAGAGGCUAUGAGAUUCUACAUGGUUUCCCCAUUGGUUGCAAGGGAAACAGCAAAAGAAGUGGAGAUAGGAGGUUACCUACUUCCCAAGGGGACAUGGGUUUGGUUGGCACUAGGAGUUCUAGCAAAGGACCCCAAAAACUUUCCUGAUCCAGAAAAGUUCAAGCCGGAGAGAUUUUAUCCUAAUGGAGAAGAGGAGAAACUUAGACAUCCAUAUGCUUUCAUCCCGUUUGGCAUUGGUCCACGAGCCUGUGUUGGACAAAGAUUUGCCCUGCAAGAGAUCAAACUCACCUUGUUGCAUCUCUACCGCAAUUACAUUUUUAGACAUUCUCCAGAUAUGGAGAAACCACUGCAGCUUGAUUAUGGUGUAAUCCUCAGCUUCAAGAAUGGUGUUAAGCUCAGAGCCAUCAAAAGAUUCUAAUUCUAUAAUACUGAGAGCAGCAUGAUGAAAUAAAUGUGAAAAACCGAAUUUUUAUAUUUAAAAUUCAUCAAAAACUCCAAUGUAGUUUCAGAGGAAAAAUAUAUAUAUAUAACAUACACAGACAACAACAAGCUGUUGAAACUUUUCUAA
This is a messenger RNA of Brassica rapa (field mustard), 1954 nucleotides long. RefSeq names its product cytochrome P450 711A1. The record is from RefSeq and is a predicted model, not a curated record. NCBI's taxonomy places the organism in Eukaryota, Viridiplantae, Streptophyta, Magnoliopsida, Brassicales, Brassicaceae. Gene Ontology annotation, molecular function: heme binding; iron ion binding; monooxygenase activity.